Messenger RNA from Striga hermonthica, 2592 nucleotides. Lineage: Eukaryota; Viridiplantae; Streptophyta; Magnoliopsida; Lamiales; Orobanchaceae. The record is from the annotation of a GenBank genome assembly.
AUGGGAGCAUUUUGCAACGAGGAGUUGCCGUUUUCAUCAAAUUACAGUUUCGCGAGCUCUCAAGAUCUGCGACUCUCCAAGCACGUCCAUGACAAUGUCCAUAGCAGCAUCUAUCUCGAUCCGCUAGUCUUGAAAUUCAUUGACACCGAGCAGUUUCAGAGGCUGCGUGAUCUUAAGCAACUAGGGAUGGCCCACAUGGUGUAUCCAGGAGCUGUACAUACUAGAUUUGAGCAUUCUCUUGGAGUUUACUGGCUGGCUGGUGAAGUGGUUCAUAGGCUUAAAGUCCAACAAGGGUUGGAGCUUGGUAUCGAUCAGUUUGAUAUGCAAACUGUGAAACUUGCAGGGCUUCUGCAUGACAUAGGUCAUGGGCCUUAUAGUCAUUUGUUUGAGCGUGAGUUUCUUCCCAAGGUUCUCAAUUCACCUGAAUGGUCUCAUGAGCAAAUGUCAGUAGAGAUGGUGGAUCACAUUGUCGAUGAACAUCACAUUGAUAUUGAUAAUGAUACCAUGAGCAGAGUCAAGGAAAUGAUACUUGCAAGUUCAAAAUAUGCUAUGAUCAAAAGCUCAAAGGAAAAGCGUUUUCUGUAUGAUAUUGUGGCAAAUGGUCGAAAUGGCAUUGAUGUUGACAAGUUUGAUUACAUUAUCCGCGACUCCCGAGCCUGUGGUGUGGGAUGCAACUUUGAGUAUACAAGGUUAAUGCAGAGUAUGAGGGUUAUGGAAGAUGAAAUAUGCUAUCGGUACAAAGAACAUCGGACCAUCCACAAGUUGUUUGCCACACGUGCUGAUUUGUACAGAACCGUUUAUACUCAUGCAAAAGUAAAGGCUAUAGAGCUGAUGGUUGUAGAUGCAUUAGUCAGUGCAAAUAAUUAUCUGCAAAUAGCAUCUCACAUACAGGAUCCUUCACAAUAUUGGAAGUUAGAUGACACUAUUAUCAAGACCAUCGAGACAGCACCUGACGAAGAACUCAAGGAAGCUAGGGACUUGAUUUUGCGGAUUCGCAGAAGAGAUCUAUACCAGUUUUGUAACGAGUAUGCUGUUCCAAAAGACAAAUUGGAGAAUUUUAAGAAUGUCACUGCGCAAGAUAUCGUUUGCUCACAGAAAAACGGUGGAGUCGCACUAAGAGAAGAGGAUGUCGUGGUUAGCAAUGUUCGGAUUGAUUUGACUCGUGGGAGGCAUAAUCCUCUUGAAAGGUGCUUAUCCCAUGAUUACGAUAGUGAGGAUAAGUUCUCCAUAACCGAUGAUCGCGUGAGCCACCUUCUUCCGACAUCUUACCAGGACAUGAUUGUGCGAGUGUACUCUAAAAGUCCCGAACUGAUUGGAGCGAUUUCUGAUGCUUUCGAGAAUUUUCAGUUGAAGACAUACGGGAUCAAAGCACAAACAGCGACAGCUGCUGCUCGUCUUCCCCUUCACUUCACUUUAACAGUGAAAUUGACAAACUCACUGACUGUCGAGCGGCCGGAGAUGGCGGCGGAUAUCGGUGUCGGCGGCGGCGAUGAUAGCUACGUGAGGGCGGAUCGGAUAGAUUUGAAGAGCCUCGACGAGCAGCUUCACCGGAAGCAUCUCAGCCGAGCUCUUACAUUAGAGAAGAAGAAACAAGAAGAAAAUAGAGAAAAUCAACGAGAGGAGGAGAUGAGGGAGAUUCCGGUCAGGCAUGCGUGGGAAAUCGACGCCUCAAAGCUCGUAAUCAAGUCCGUCAUCGCGCGUGGCUCUUUCGGGACCGUUCAUCGCGGCAUCUAUGAUGGACAAGAUGUUGCUGUAAAACUUCUGGACCGGGGUGAAGAAGGACACAGGACUCAGGCCGAAAUGGAUUCGCUUACAGCAGCUUUUGCCCAAGAAGUUUCUGUAUGGCACAAGCUUAAUCAUCCUAAUGUAACCAAGUUCAUAGGAGCUAUAAUGGGCAUGUCGGAGGUGAACAUACAGAAAGACAACAAUGGGCAUUUUGGGAUGCCGCGUAGUGUUUGUUGUGUAGUGGUUGAGUACCUAGCUGGAGGUACUCUAAAGAGUUUCCUCAUAAGGAACUGUAGAAAAAAACUCGCUCUCAAAGUUGUCAUCCAACUAGCUUUGGAUCUUGCACGAGGGUUAAGCUAUCUUCACUCCAAAAAGAUUGUACACAGGGAUGUGAAAACCGAAAACAUGCUUCUUGACAAGAAUAGGACUGUAAAAAUAGCUGAUUUUGGAGUUGCUCGUGAUGAGGCCUCGAACCCCAAUGAAAUGACCGGUGAGACUGGGACACUUGGUUACAUGGCACCCGAGGUCCUGAAUGGUAACCCUUACAAUAGGAAAUGUGAUGUCUAUAGUUUUGGUAUCUGCCUCUGGGAGAUUUAUUGCUGUGAGAUGCCUUAUCCAAACCUCAGCUUCUCCGAAUUGACUUCAGCCGUAGUUCGCCAGAAUCUGAGACCUGAGAUACCUCGGUGCUGUCCUAGCCCUCUUGCAAAUGUAAUGAAACGAUGUUGGGACCCCAUUUCUGAGAGGAGGCCCAACAUGGAAGAUGUUGUUUCCAUGUUAGAAGCCAUUGACACAACUAAAGGAGGAGGUAUGGUGACUACCGACAAGCAUCGAGGAUGUUUCAGCUUCCACAGGCAUCGAGGGCCAUGA